Molecule: messenger RNA, 1164 nt
Organism: Echinostoma caproni
Lineage: Eukaryota; Metazoa; Platyhelminthes; Trematoda; Plagiorchiida; Echinostomatidae
Source: the annotation of a GenBank genome assembly
AUGGUUCUGAUAAGUACGCACCAAGAUUUGUUGCAAACCAAAUUCUCUUUACGCCUAGUAAUCAACCUCAAAAAUGCUACCGAAGACGGACACUCACGGUGCAAUGCCAGUGACUGUUGCAAAUCGGCCUACGAAGCAGAAUUCUUCAAUCGCCUAUCAGUUCAACCACCACCCGAUUUAAUUCUUGAAACAGCCCUAUCCUCGUGCAGGGAUAGCGGUAUCGAUUUAUUUCCGGGUGGCAGACUGUCUGAUCUAGAGUAUGCAGACGACAUUGUGCUACCAAGUAAAGAUCCAGGUCACUUUACUAGUCCGACAGAUUUGAAUCUACUCAUAUGCAAGAACACUUUUAUCGAGGUCUUUGAGGUGACCUCUGAAGGCUUGAAGCUGAUCCGGGAUGUUCCGAUCAAUGCGAAAAUUGUUGCUGCAUGCUUAUUCCGACGAAAGGACCGAGGUGCUCGCAUGAUCGAUCAAGGUUUUGAUGUGUUGAUCGAUCCCGGGGCUAAUUAUAUUGUUGUUCGCUUAUAUCAUGGUCUCUUGAAGAUUAUCUUAUUACAUUGUAUCGGUGAGAAGAUCGGAACGGAUCUGCUGGAUACAAAUCAGUGGACUGUAAAUACUUACAAUGUCAGAAUCGAGGAGGGUAAUAUCGUAGAUAUGGCGUUUUUGCAUGGUUACAGUCUUCCCACAUUUGCUAUGAUUUAUGAAGAUGAACUGGUGCUUCAUAUGAAGACGUAUGAAAUUUCCGGCCGAGAACCGGCUUUGCGCAAUGUUCAACUUACGCUAGAUUCAAUCGAACCGGAUUCGAAACUGCUGAUUCCCGUGCCCAAACCGUAUGGCGGUGUGAUUCUGGUUGGUGAUAAUAUAAUCUACUAUCACACAAAGGAUGGUCCGCAUAUAUCGCAGUACAUUCCACAAGCUAAGGCAAGUCAAGUAUUAUGCUACACAAUGGUGGAUGCUCAGCGUUACCUUCUGGGCGAUAUGGCUGGUCGUUUAUAUAUGGUUCAUUUGCUUCCGGAGGAGGCGUCUGGUAUGGGUACCAACCUCGCCGGGACUUCAAGCAGUUCUGUUGCUCCAGUUUCACGAAUCGGAUCAAUUCGCAUCGAACUUCUCGGUGAGUUCUAUCAAAGCUUUUUCCCAACCGACAUUGUUCUUUGUUUCAGGUUUUAG